Molecule: messenger RNA, 1050 nt
Organism: Trichoplusia ni (cabbage looper)
Lineage: Eukaryota; Metazoa; Arthropoda; Insecta; Lepidoptera; Noctuidae
Product: NFU1 iron-sulfur cluster scaffold homolog, mitochondrial-like
Exons: 5
Coding region: 128-940 (270 amino acids)
Biological process (GO): iron-sulfur cluster assembly
Cellular component (GO): mitochondrion
Molecular function (GO): iron-sulfur cluster binding; iron ion binding
Source: RefSeq, a predicted model, not a curated record
UCAGUGUCAUUGUCAAAGUCGAAAUUGACAAUAAAAUUAUCUUGAAAAAUUACGUUUUCUAGCUGUAUUUACAUUUAUUAGUAUCGCAGUUAAAUUCCGAUUUUGACUGUCGGAAAAAUCUUCAAAAAUGUUGAGAAACUUCUUUAGAUUUCAAAGAACGAGUACUCAAUGUGGACGUUUAUGCGUUGCAAAUUUACGCAGCCAAAACUCCGUGAAACAUUUCAGUGGACUAUCACAAGCUGUGCAAAGAAAUGUCAACAAGAAGGUUCCCAUUUUAAACACAUGUGUUUGCCGAACCAUGUUCAUACAGACACAGGAUACACCCAAUCCGAAUAGUUUAAAAUUUUUGCCUGGUACCAAAGUAUUGGAACCUGGCCAAACUAUGGAUUUUCCUAAUAUUGGAGCAGCACAGUGCAGCCCCCUAGCUAAAAUGAUCUUCCGUAUUGAGGGUGUGAAAUCAGUUUUCUUUGGACCUGAGUUUGUGACAGUCACCAAGAACGAUGAUGAUGUUGAUUGGAGGCUCCUGAAACCCGAUAUAUUUGCAACCAUCAUGGACUUCUUUGCUAGCGGUUUACCCGUCAUCAUAGAUGCGAAACCUUCUGGUGAUACACAAAUAAACGAAGAUGAUGAUGAAGUGGUUCAAAUGAUAAAGGAGCUUCUUGACACAAGAAUCAGGCCGACAGUCCAGGAAGACGGUGGAGAUGUGCUAUUUGUUGACUUCAAGGAUGGAUUACUGCGUCUCAAGAUGCAGGGGUCCUGCUCCUCUUGCCCUAGUUCCAUUGUUACCUUGAAGAAUGGAGUACAAAACAUGAUGCAGUUCUACAUCCCAGAAGUGGUAGCCGUCGAACAAAUCGAAGAUGAAGGCGACAAAGUCAGUGACAAGGUCUUCAAAGAAUUUGAGCAAUUAAAAAAUAAAGAGAAAGAGAAAACUGAAUCUUAAAAAAAAAUCUUCAAGUACAUAUGUAAGUAGUAACGUGAUAUGUAUAUAAAUAGACCUGUUUUAUUCAUUUUAAUUACUAAAGUAAAUAAAUUGUGUUGAUAUUAUUGUUU